CAUCUUCCCCUCAAUGGUUGUUUAUUUUACCGAUCUCUCAUCUCUCACCCACUCCUCCUCAUCACUUUUAACUUCAACAUCAUCAGCAAAUCACUUCUUUUAACGGUUCUUUUUUCCUAUUCUGUAAGCUGAACCAUUAGCAAGUUAAACUCGGAAGUUACUCUUCAUUUGUGAAUAUAACAAGAAAAGAGACCAAGUCUAUCAAAAAUGCUGGAUGACAAAGAAAGAAGGAAAGCCGAGGUUCGAGCUCGACUCGAGGCUCAAACCCGCAAAAAGCGAGGUUUCAUGACACCAGAGAGGAAAAAGCGACUCAGGAACCUUCUUCGAAGAAAAGCUGCUGAGGCACUGAAACGUGAACAGGAACGGAAAGCUGAGGAACGAAGAAGAAUCAUUCGAGAGCGAACUGGAACUCCCAAAAAUUUGGACGGAGUCAAUGAAGCAACCUUACAAUCAAUUGUGAAGGAAUACUUCAAACGAGUUCAAGACCUUGAAAGCAAAAAAUGGGACUUGGAUAGAGCAACUCGACUCAAGGAGUUAGAGCUUAAAGAGUUACAAGAGAAAGUCAAUGAUUUGAAAGGAAAAUUCGUGAUUCCUCCAUUGAAAAAGGUUUCCAAGACUGCCAAUCAGCUGGAAAAGAUUCGAAUGUUUACUGCUCGUGUUUCCCAAAUGGAUUAUCGGAAUCAACUGAAGCAAGUCCAGAAGAAAGAUUACCGACUUGAAGGAGUCGAUGAAAUUGCUGUUUCUAAGCCCGAAUGGGCUCAACCAAAGAGUAAGACGACUUCAAUUUCCGAAGUUGUUUCCGAAGUUGUCUCUGCUGAUGAAGCAGAGGAUUAAUUGAUCUUACCUUAUUUAAUCUAACCUUGCUGCAGUCAUGUACCAAAAUUGACAAUUUAUGAACAAAUAAAAAAACUUAACAAUAAAAA
Molecule: messenger RNA, 923 nt
Organism: Tetranychus urticae (two-spotted spider mite)
Lineage: Eukaryota; Metazoa; Arthropoda; Arachnida; Trombidiformes; Tetranychidae
Product: troponin I
Biological process (GO): muscle contraction
Cellular component (GO): troponin complex
Source: RefSeq, a predicted model, not a curated record